Oikopleura dioica is the source of this 207-nucleotide messenger RNA. The record is from the annotation of a GenBank genome assembly. Lineage: Eukaryota; Metazoa; Chordata; Appendicularia; Copelata; Oikopleuridae.
AUGAAAAGUUUAUUGAUGGCGAUAAUUAGCUUAACUUCUGGCUCACCAAUGCCUGAAGUAAAUUGCGAUUCAUCAUCCGGCCUUGGCUGCUUCAAAAACUUCUUCGAACAAGCAAUGCAGGACGAUCUCCGCUUUCGCACCCAAAAGCGCUCUCCUCUCAACGAUUUCGACCUCGUCGACUACCUCGACGGCAAUUUCUUGUACUAA